AUGAUAACAAACCACCAUUUGUUAGAUCAGGUGGGCUCUUCAACGAGAGACCCUGCGUCUGGUCCCAAUAUAAAGGCCCAGAACCCCGACCACAAUCUGGACCAAAACAUCCAAUUUGUAUCCAACUCCCGAAGCUCGGAUAAUGGUAUAGCUUAUCCUGGACAAGCAUUGCUGUCGUCUACUAGAUUUGAUAGCGUUACUGAUAUUACAGAUGUAACUAGUCCGGCCGGUAAUAGUGUAGGUAGUGCGACUAGCGGAGGAGAUACUGGCUUAACUGUGGAAUCUAAUAAAUCCACAUCUAUCGACCCUGCUCCCUCACUCAAUUCAAAUGACCGUAAAAAUCUAGGCAGACCACGGCAGUCCAUGUCGUCAAGCGAGCGCCGAAAGAGAUCUCGAAGAGUUGAUCCAGAUAAGCGAAUUAGAACUGUCAUGGCAUGUCUCAACUGUAAGAAGAGAAAGAAAAAAUGUAACGGAGAAGAACCGUGUUUUUUGUGCAAAGAGCGCAGGCUCGAAUGUAUUUAUGUUCCAAAUGGCUCGCCAAAUGACGAUACUAGCCCCGGUGAACAUGCGAAUGGAAAAAGGCUACACAGUCUAGGGAUAACCAAUUCUCGUCAGAUUCCUUAUAAAACGUAUAUCAACACAGGAGCUAGAGCUAAUAAACAGGCCGACGAGAGUCCCGGACCGAAUUACAGAAUUGAUCCACAUUUAGACGGCAAUGAAAGUAGUCGUAUGUUACGAAGUAAAGCAGGAAGACUCCACUUUGUGGGUGAGAGUUGUACAUUAUCUCUACUGGAGCAGGUAAGAGUGCUAUUUCGACAGACGAUAGGAACCAGUUCAUUCACUGAAGAUCCAGAACGGUUUAACAUGGUUGAAGGUCUUCAGCCCAAGCCCAAUCAUAUCCCUGUACAACUCCCGUCAAGAGAACUGGCAAACAAACUAAUCAGCCUUUUUGAAUCCAAUAUCCACAACUCCACUUACAUCUUAGAUCCUCAAAGAUUCUAUGCUGAUGUUGCAGCGGUUUACAACAAUCCAAUUGCAGCAGACGCCUCUAUGCUGUGUGUUAUACACCUCGUAUUUGCACUUGGAUCUAUCUUUCUGAAUCUGGAAAGAGGUGUAGCAGAAAGUGCAAAAAUCCCAUCUUCUGUGUUCUUUAAUAGCGCACUUACCUUUCUUGACGAGUCUGUUGUGGAUGUGGGCGAGAUAUGGGUGGUAGAGGCAUAUUUAUUAAGCAGUCUCUAUUACGAACUAGUAUGUCGAAGAAACUCUUCAUGGAUCCAGCUUGGAAAGGCUAUUAGAUACGCCCAGGCCCUUGGAAUGGGUCGACCAUGGGCAGACAAAAGUUUUCCAUCUGAGGUCCAAGUACAUCGACAUAGGUUAUGGCAGACCCUAUAUAUUUUAGAUCGGACUAAGAGUAUUCUGUUGGGUCGACCAAUGGCUAUUGAUAAUCGACUGUUUGACAAGGUUUACAAAGAAAGUACUGAUUCCAGCAAUACCAAUUCCUUGAAAGAUAGUUUAUCGGCAGCAGCGACUGCUUCCACUAAUGAAAAAUUCGCCCUUAUUUAUUUGCACUACGUACGACUGUGCGAGGUUCUUGGCAACAUCUAUCAUGAUAUUUAUGAGUCCGAGAGUAUAUACAGCCAAACUGCCCAGACUCUGAUAACGAAAUUAAAGCAGUGGUCAGCAUCUUUCGAACAGAUACAGUCGUUAUUUAGCCAGGAAAACAGUCUAAUGAAGAUGCUUGUUGUUGUGAAUAUUGUAUAUUUACAUGGAAUCGUCCUGCUGACGAGACCAUUUCUGUUCUACACGGUAGCCAAAAAGGUACAACUAAAAAAUACCCAGCUCGACGAGGCGUUGAAGAGUUUUGAAACACUUUCUGUUGCAUGUGUACAAGGAAGUAUUGCGACCAUCAGGCUUAUUGUGUCAGUAUUCAAUCAAGGACUGCAGCCUGCUCGAUCACCAAUCAUGGUCUAUGCUGUGUUUACGAACGGGACGAUAUUUUUGCUGGAAGCGUUUCAAUGUCGAGUCACCAACAGUCCAUUAGACCAGGGAGUGUCGUGGGCCAUAUCCAGCUGUCUAAACAUUUUAUCUAACUACUGUUCGGACGAUGUUUCGGCGAAGCGAUACCAUUCCAUUCUAAUGCAGAUGAACAGUGCAGUGUUUUCUGGCUGGCAGCCUCGACAAUCGCUUGAGAAUGGACAGCCCGUUCCCGACCAAUCGCAGCAGCAACCACAACCACAACAACAGCAACAGCAGCAAUCUCUACAAGAUACCAGUCUCGGGUCCUUAACAGGAUUGUCCCAAUCAGCACAACAAAUAGUUCCACUAAGUGCACCAUCGAUCUCGUUCAACGGCACACCUCUGACUGGCUCGACACACAUGUCUGAACACCCACAACAGGCUCAACAACAGUCUCUCCAGCCUGCCGCAUUUGAAAUUCUGUUCAAUCUCAACGAUGUCGACUUCGACGAGGCCUUCGACCACUGGUCCUUCACACCACUGGGUCCCAUAAUGGCGCCAGCGCCGAAUUCCACCAACACCAGCGGUACCAGACAAACCAACUCACUAACAGGCCCCGUAAAUGUUGACAGCGACACGACACCCGACUCAACCAACGACUCGAACGCCUACGCACGAUUCCUCCUGUCCGAAUUCGAGCCCGCAGACUCUGUACUCCUAUCUGGGUUCUGA
Molecule: messenger RNA, 2688 nt
Organism: Sugiyamaella lignohabitans
Lineage: Eukaryota; Fungi; Ascomycota; Dipodascomycetes; Dipodascales; Trichomonascaceae
Gene: PUT3
Product: Put3p
Exons: 1
Coding region: 1-2688 (895 amino acids)
Biological process (GO): regulation of DNA-templated transcription; DNA-templated transcription
Molecular function (GO): DNA-binding transcription factor activity, RNA polymerase II-specific; zinc ion binding; DNA binding
Source: RefSeq, a predicted model, not a curated record